Molecule: messenger RNA, 1176 nt
Organism: Fomitopsis serialis
Lineage: Eukaryota; Fungi; Basidiomycota; Agaricomycetes; Polyporales; Fomitopsidaceae
Product: thymine dioxygenase
Exons: 10
Coding region: 115-1092 (325 amino acids)
Molecular function (GO): dioxygenase activity
Source: RefSeq, a predicted model, not a curated record
GGCCGUUCAGACAGUAAACUGCGAGCCGCAUCCUUCUGUGAGAGCUUCUGUGUUCAGCCUAUUCACUCUUCCGCGUCCUCGAAUAUAUACCGUCCGUCGUGACAUCUAUCGACCAUGGCACAGCAGAUCAAGGUUGGCGACGUCAACGGCAUCCCGAUCAUCAGCCUUGCGGCCUUCCUCGAUGCUUCGAACAAGCAAGUCACGGCAGACGCCAUGCUAGACUCCUUCAAGACAAUUGGGUUUGUAUAUCUGGUCGAUCAUGGGCUACCAAAGGAGAAGAUAGCCAGAAUGUUUGAAUGGUCCAAGAAGUUCUUUGCUUUGCCAAUGGAAACCAAGAUGCUCGCGCCUCACCCGCCGUCUGGCACCCACCAUCGUGGAUACUCACCUCCUGGAAAGGAGAAGGUCGUUCAGCAUGUCUACGACGACAAGGAGCUUGCGAAGAUCCGCGCCAAGGCUCCGGAUGUGAAGGAGAGCUUCGAGAUUGGCAGGGAAGAGGACGCAGCCAUGACAAACAUUUGGCUCCCAGAGGACGUAUUCCCUGGCUUCAAGGAAGCCUCCCUAGAGUUCUUCUGGGCUUGCCGGGAAAUCGAGCUGACCAUCCUCCGUGCUUUGUCCCUUGGUCUGCAUCUCGAGGAGAGCUUUUUAGAGAAGUUCCAUACUGCGCCUGAUAAUCAGCUGCGACUCUUACACUACCCAAGCGUCCGUGUAGAUGACCUCGAGAGAGAGGAGGUUGCUCGGAUCGGCGCCCACUCCGACUUUGGUAGUAUUACGCUAUUGAUGCAAGACGAUGUGGGCGGACUCGAGGUUGAGAACCCCCACAAUCCUGGCGAAUUCACGCCUGCUACACCCGUUGAGGGUGCUAUCAUCGUCAAUGCUGGCGACUUCCUCAUGAGAUGGUCGAACGACAUGAUUAAGAGUACCAUCCACCGAGGCGGCAUGACUCCGGACGACUACUCUCGCACCGUGGACUGCCUGCCGGGGACCUUCUCGGAGAAGAUUCCCAAGAAGUACGACCCAAUCUCGUCUGGUCAAUACAUCAUGUCUCGCUUGCCGCGACGUAUUAAGCCGGCAUUACUAGUAUCCGAUACUUAAAAACGAUGCAACAACUCUAUGUACAGAUUUAUGGGCUUGCGCUGUGUACUGUGAUUGUCUAUGUAGUAUCGACCUCUACGAUCG